Messenger RNA from Linum tenue, 2807 nucleotides. The record is from the annotation of a GenBank genome assembly. Lineage: Eukaryota; Viridiplantae; Streptophyta; Magnoliopsida; Malpighiales; Linaceae.
CAGAAAAUUCAAGUAUUUGUCCCAUUCGAUCUCUUAUACUUUACCAAAGAAAAAAAAAAGGGUCCAUGUGAACCUAUCCGGUCCAGCAACUUACAUAGAAUCGCGCGCCAUAAUUAACUGCCAAAUCCGCACCAUUCCGUUUCCGCCACUUGCCCGCCCCAACCGCCCCGCCACGUCACCACCUCCCGCAGUAAGCGUAUAAACCCGGGGAGGAGGAAAAGCUACGUCUUCUUCUUCCCCGUCAAAACUCUUGAAAUUCAAUCUUCCAAACGACGACACGCUCUUCCAUUUUUUUUUUUUUGCUUGCAUCCCCAAUUCCGAUCAAAAUCUCUCUCUCCAAAAAUGGAAACCCUGAACAACCCCAAUCCAUCCUCCGGCGACGACGCCGAGAUCGUUUCCCGCCGAAUCCAGCGUCUCUCCCUGCACCUGAACCCAAUCCCCUGCCCUUUGCCGGACGCCGACCGACCAAUCGGGAUGGCGGCCUGCGCCAGGGCGAAGCUGGAGGUGGACACCGGGAAGCUGUCGGGCUACAUGAGAGGGCCCCACAGGGACGUACAGGAGAAGGUUUUCGAGUACUUUGAGUCCCGGCCGGAGCUACAGACGCCGCUGGAGAUUUCCAAAAACGACCACCGGGAGCUCUGCUGGCGGCAGCUUGUGGGUUUGGUCAGGGAGGCUGGAAUCAAGCCUUUUAGGUACGUGGCUGAUGAUCCCGCCAAGUAUUUCGCCAUUCUCGAGGCUGUGGGCAGCGUGGAUAUGUCGCUUGGGAUCAAGAUGGGUGUCCAGUACAGAAUUUCACUUCUAUAUGCAAAUAUGUUGUGUCUAAACUGGUUUUUUCCUUGCAUAUGUGUCUGCAGUCUUUGGGGUGGUUCUGUGAUCAACCUCGGAACUCAAAAGCAUAAGGAUAAAUAUUUUGAUGGCAUAGAUAAUCUGUACUAUCCGGGUUGCUUUGCUAUGACAGAGCUCCAUCAUGGCUCAAAUGUGCAGGCACUGCAAACUGCUGCAACAUUCGACCCAAUAACCGACGAAUUCAUAAUUAACACCCCAAACGAUGGGGCUAUAAAAUGGUGGAUUGGUAAUGCUGCAGUUCACGGGAAAUUUGCCACUGUUUUCGCCCGACUAAUGCUGCCAACUCAUGACUCCAAGGCAGUUUCAGACAUGGGUGUUCAUGCGUUCAUUGUCCCCAUUCGACAUCUAGAAACACACGAAACACUUCCAGGUAUCGAGAUACACGAUUGUGGCCAAAAGGUUGGCCUCAACGGGGUAGACAAUGGUGCAUUGAGAUUCAACUCAGUAAGGAUCCCUCGCGACAAUCUACUCAACAGAUUUGGUGAUGUGUCACGAGAUGGAAAGUAUUCGAGUUCCCUUCCGACUGUAAACAAAAGAUUUGCUGCUACGCUAGGCGAGCUCGUGGGAGGAAGAGUGGGGCUCGCGUAUUCCUCUGUAGCCGUUCUCAAGCUUGCUGGCACAAUCGCUAUCCGCUAUUCAUUGCUACGUCAGCAGUUUGGCCCACCUAGAAAGCCUGAAGUCAGCAUCCUCGACUACCAGUCUCACCAGCACAAGCUAAUGCCCAUGCUCGCUUCAACUUAUGCUUUCCAUUUUGCUACUUCCUAUUUGGUGGAGAAGUAUGCGGAGAUGAAACGAACUCACGACGAACAGUUGGUUGGAGAUGUCCAUGCCCUGUCGGCGGGCCUCAAAGCAUAUGUGACGUCGUAUACUGCUCGGUCGCUGAAUGUGUGCAGGGAAUCUUGUGGGGGCCAUGGAUAUGCUGCUGUGAAUCGGUUUGGUACUCUGAGAAAUGAUCAUGAUAUUUUCCAGACGUUCGAAGGGGAUAACACGGUGCUUCUUCAGCAGGUUGCAGGCGAUCUCUUGAAGAGAUACCAGGAGAAGUUCCAAGGCGGGCCACUGACAGUGACGUGGAACUAUCUAAGAGAGUCGAUGAAUUCAUACUUAUCUCAGCCAAACCCAGUAACAGCACGUUGGGAAAGUGAAGAUCACUUGCGAGAUCCUAAGUUCCAGUUGGAUGCUUUCAGAUACCGAACAUCUCGAUUGCUCCAAAGCGUUGCAGUCCGUCUUCGCAAGCACACGAAGACACUUGGAGGAUUCGGUGCUUGGAACCGCUGCUUGAAUCACCUUCUCACCCUGGCCGAAUCUCAUAUUGAGACCGUCAUCCUUGCAAAGUUCAUUGAAGCUGUGCAGAAGUACUACUUAUACCAGACCUUCUACUGCCCGGAUCCAAGUGCACGUUCUGCUCUGAAACUUGUUUGUGAUCUCUACGCCUUGAACAGAAUAUGGAAUGACAUUGGAACUUACCGCAAUGUUGACUACGUCGCACCAAACAAAGCUAAGGCAAUCCACAAGCUGGCAGAGUACUUGAGUUUCCAAGUCAGGAAUAUUGCGAGGGAAUUGGUAGAUGCAUUUGAUCUUCCAGAUAAUGUUACCAAAGCACCAAUUGCAAUGCAGUCAGAAGCUUAUUCUCAGUAUACCAAUUAUGUCGGGUUCUAGAAAUUUUGCCUUCGUUGAGCUAAAUCAAUACGUAUAGUGCUCACAGUGGAAUUCAAGCAGCAGAUAGUUAUAGAUAUCUUAUAUUAUAUAUAGCCCUUCAGCAUUGAAGCAAAAGUUCAUUAGCAUGAGGAACGAGGAACUGCCAAACUGGCGGGAGCUCAGAGAUAUACAGGGUUUGCAUCUUACCCAUUGUAUGAACUAUGGUCAACCUAAUACACAACAUUAUAUUGGCUUCUACGGAGAAAACAAGUUACUGUAGAACAUAUAAUAAUUUACUUUUCAAUUAGACUUUCUCUAUUUCAACU